AUGUGAAAGUUUGGAAAGGAAAGGCAAAAGUUCAACCUGAAUUAUCUUACAAUACCGAAUAGAAACAGAGAAAGCUGGGCAUUUUUUUAAUUUGAUGUAUCGAAUGAUAGGUUCAUUGAAGUUUUUGUUUAUCAAGCUGCACUUCAUGUGUGCACCAGGAACUUUAUAAGUGAUGGCGGAUUCCGAGGUUAUCUCAAAAGAGUCUUUAGGUCAGGCAGAAGUCAAGGGGAUGGAUGUCCAAAACAGCUCAUCGGGAUCCAAUGGCACAGAGGCACGCUGUGAAACAACGUCACAUCGCUCUCAGGAACGUGAUCAUCAUGAAGGGGCUCUGAAGGUGAUGGGGUUGGAGCUUGCCCCCCUGAGGAUCCCCUUCCACCGGCGUCUAGAGACCUUUGCUGUUCUUCAGUGGUGGUUCUGCUUCAUGUUCCUUGGUAUCUUAUCAACCGUUAUAUCCCUCUAUCUUCUCUUAUUCACAAGUUACUACUGGCUGGUACUCUUGCUUGCGGGAUGGAUCUUCUACGACCGCCACACACCUUGCCGCGGGGGUCGAAGGUCGGAUUGGAUACGCCGCUGGAAACUGUGGGUCCACAUGCGGAAUUACUUCCCCAUCAACCUGAUCAAGACAGCAGAACUGGACCCAGAGAAAAACUACCUCAUGGGGUUCCACCCACAUGGCAUUAUGAGCAUGGGGGCCUUCGUGAGCUUCGGAACAGAGGCCUGCGGUUUCUCCGAGAAGUUUCCGGCUAUGAGACCUCUCCUUCUGACGUUAGGUGGAUGGUUCAAUUUUCCGUUGGCAAGGGAUUAUAUCAUGAGUGCAGGUAUGUCAUGGACUUAA
This is a messenger RNA of Lytechinus variegatus (green sea urchin), 835 nucleotides long. RefSeq names its product 2-acylglycerol O-acyltransferase 2-B-like. Gene Ontology annotation, cellular component: endoplasmic reticulum membrane. Gene Ontology annotation, molecular function: diacylglycerol O-acyltransferase activity. The transcript has 4 exons. NCBI's taxonomy places the organism in Eukaryota, Metazoa, Echinodermata, Echinoidea, Temnopleuroida, Toxopneustidae. Bases 173 to 835 code for a protein of 220 amino acids. Gene Ontology annotation, biological process: triglyceride biosynthetic process. The record is from RefSeq and is a predicted model, not a curated record.